Molecule: messenger RNA, 4197 nt
Organism: Daphnia pulicaria
Lineage: Eukaryota; Metazoa; Arthropoda; Branchiopoda; Diplostraca; Daphniidae
Gene: NaPi-III
Product: sodium-dependent phosphate transporter 1-A-like
Exons: 3
Coding region: 1384-3228 (614 amino acids)
Biological process (GO): phosphate ion transmembrane transport
Cellular component (GO): membrane
Molecular function (GO): phosphate transmembrane transporter activity
Source: RefSeq, a predicted model, not a curated record
GCUUGAUUUUACUGGUUGGUUUGGCGGCGCUACAAGCUCCACCCCCCCCCCCUCUCACGACGUCACGUUCUUCCGUUCCGACGUUCUGCCCGUGCGCGUAGACACGUAUAAGAGGAGGUGGCCGGUACGGUUCGAUCGUCGUUCGUACCACGCGGUCCUUCUCGUUCGCUUCUCUCCUCUCACUUCCCAACCUUUUUUUUUCUUUCCCGACUUGUUCAUUCAAAAUUCUUAUUCACGUUUUCUUUAUUUUUCUAAAAAUUUGUUGUUGCGACAAAUUGCGGGUACGUUGAUCCGGAAUUUGUUGUUUUGGAGUCUUGUUUUCAUCACUGGCCGAUCCCGACGACCGACCGAUCGACGAGCGGCGACAAUUCGUUCACGCGUACCUUCGAGUUUCUUUGUUCUCGGUGGAGUUGAUUUGCAGGAACGGAUCGUAUUGCCCAACAACCAGAACCCAAGGACAAUUAGACGAAACAUCGAGACGGGCUACUCCUUUUCUCCUUGUUUUGCUGAGUCUUGCUGAAUUCCACCGGCCAUCCAUCCGAGACCUGCUGGUUGCAACUCCUCCGAGACCCCGUGGGGUGUUUCUGAAAGAGAGAGGAUUCGUCUUAUCUUUUGUCCAAGACAAUAUAAUACAAAAAAAAGGAAAGGGAGACAACAACAUCCUGCCGUGGAGCCGCUUACCCAAACCACCGUUGUUCUGAACCCGCCAUGGGUUUGCUGAUUUGGCCGUUGAAUCCAGUUGUUGAACCGCGACUCCUACCGACGAGCGAUCCUACCCUGCUCCGCAUCAGUCGUGUUUCUUCUUCUACAUCCUCCAGCACAUUUACUUCUUCACUAAACACCACUCUCCCGUCCGCUUCCGCCGCAGUCUUGUUAUUUGUUUCACCCACGACCACCACUUCGUAGUCAAUCGCGCCAUCUGUUGACACAAUCCAGUCGGCAGUUUUUUGGGUUCCCUUUUCUAUUUACUUGGUUCUUUUGGAAAAACCAGAGUUUAUCCCCCAAGCAGCCAGCCAGCCAGCCACCCUUUGAGAACAAGGGAAUCGUUCUCUCUCAGAGGAAAAGAGAUAAGAGAGAUAAAAGAAGAAGAACCUUCUUGAAGUUACAGCCGAUCCGGUAGAAACCAGAUCUUCUAGGUAUCAACUAUUCCUACAUUAGGGAUAGAAAAAGAAGAAAAAUAUUUGGACUUUGGGAAGUUUAAAUCCUCCUUUUUUGCUCACCCCAUUCAUCAGUUGACGUUGGGAAACGCUCCUUGACGAAUAUCCUUUGACGAAAGAAGAGACGAUCGCUGUGAUAGUUGAAGAAGGAACAAGAUUCAACUUGUUUUUAAAAAGAAUUGUGAUUAAACCUUUUUGAAAAGGAAGGAAAAAUUUGAUCAAGAAAAUGUCCUCCGUUACCACGAUGGUUACCGAAGCAGUGACUGAAAUGAUGUCAAACGUCGGCAAUGCCGACGUCCCGUACGCCAGCGAACUUGUUUGGAUUGUCGUCGUCGCCUUUAUCGUUUCGUUUGUCUUGGCCUUUGGCGUCGGUGCCAAUGAUGUGGCAAAUAGUUUCGGUACCUCCGUUGGUGCCAAAGUCCUCACCAUUCGACAGGCCUGCAUUCUGGCCACCAUCUUUGAAAUUGCCGGAGCUGUCCUUAUCGGUUACAAAGUGUCGGACACGAUGCGUAAAGGCAUCAUCGACCCGAGCAUUUACAACAAUUCCAAUUCGGAACUGAUGAUGGGCAAUUUGGCCGCUCUCGGUGGAAGCGCCGUCUGGCUGAUAAUAGCCACUUUCCUCAAGUUGCCAAUUUCUGGUACGCACAGCAUCGUGGGAGCCACAAUUGGUUUCUCGCUGGUCGCCAAGGGAACCCAGGGCGUUCAGUGGGCCAAAUUGGGUCAAAUUGUUGCCUCCUGGUUUGUCUCGCCCGUCUUGUCUGGACUCAUGUCUUCCGCUCUCUUCUUGGCCAUCCGCAAAUUGAUUCUGCGCAAACCUGCUCCACUCGAAUACGGACUCAGAGCUCUGCCCAUCUUCUACGCAUUGACUCUGGGCAUCAACAUCUUCUCCAUCGUUCUCGACGGGCCCAGUUUGCUGUACUUUGACCGCAUCCCCUGGUGGGGCACCAUCAUCCUGAGCAGUAUCAUCGGUCUAGUGGCUGGACUUGUCGUCCAGUUGGUCAUUGUGCCGAGACUGCGUCGCUCCAUCACCGAAGGGCAUCGCACGGAAGAGGCCACACGAGCGAAAUUUGCUUUCGGCGGAGACAGUGGUCCUGGAUCGGCUGUUUCAUCGGCUAACAUCACGCCGGAAGAGUCUCGCAAUGCGUCGAUGGAUAACAUCCCGUACAACGGGGUCAACGCCCGUACCGUCAACACGGAAUUGGAGCCCGUCAACACGCUCCACUCCCGGCAAGCGGGCAAACAACGAAAACCGACCGAGACCACCAAGCCGAUGCGUUUCGGAUUCCGCAAGUCGCAACCCAAAACCAUUUCACUGGCCGGCGAAGAAAGUCCGUUCAUAGCCGAAACCCGGUUGGAUAACCAAGGCAACAAGGGCCAGCCAAACAGCGAACAACCGACACCCAUCCACGGUCUGUCGCCUUGCAGCAGCGCCGUCCCGCUCAUCAACGCCGCUGGAGUCCCUCACCCCACCAUUGUCAGGAAGACGAUGGAUGUGGAGAAUCCACCAUCCAUCAACGUGACGUCCACUUUGGCUUCGGCUGCCGUCGACGAUCCUCCAGAGGUGGUCCGAUUGUUUUCAUUCCUGCAGAUCAUGACGGCCUCGUUCGGUGCUUUCGCUCACGGUGGAAAUGACGUCAGCAACGCCAUCGGGCCCUUGGUGGCCAUUUGGCUCAUCUUCACCGAAGGCAACGUCGAACAGAAAUCGGAAACGCCACUUUACAUUCUGCUCUUUGGAGGCGUCGGCAUUACCAUCGGCCUGUGGGUUUGGGGUCGACGAGUCAUCAAAACGGUCGGAGAAGAUUUGACCAAGUUGACGUCUUCGAGCGGCUUCACCAUCGAAAUCGGCGCAGCAUUCACCGUCCUGGUGGCCAGCAAGAUCGGCGUGCCCAUCAGCACGACUCACUGCAAAGUCGGAUCAGUCGUCUUUGUCGGCUGGGCUCAGACAUCACGCGGUGGCGUCGACUGGGCUCUCUUCCGCAAUAUCAUCUUCGCCUGGGCCGUGACAGUGCCCAUUGCCGGGGGUUUGAGUGCCGCCAUCAUGGCUAUUUUCCAAGCCUGCAAUCUCUUCUGAUGAUGAUAUGCCCUGCAACUUUUGUGCGUUGUCGGCGCCUAUAAGAGAGAAAUGAAGGGCUAAGUGCAUUGUGUUUUUCGCUCUCUUUUAAUCUAUUCGCUCUAAAAGUAGAAGACUUUCGGGCUGUUUUGUACAUAACGACCUGAAAUAUCUUCCAAGAUUGUAACCAUCUGUUUUGUGAGUUAUGGCACCCUUUCAUCCAAUUUUGUUUUUUAUUAAGUUCUCUUCUCAAUGAAUACCCUCCUUUUUCUAAAUGUUUGGUUUCCUACAGUUUGAAAUAUUAAAAAGUAAAAAAAAAAAAGUAAAAAAAAAAAUCAAAUAGUUUAACUUGUUUACAUACCUUAUCAAAUAGUUCACCAUUUAAUGUUUUUGUGCAUCUGUUUAACUUUCUCUCUUUAUAUAUCUCUCUGGUAUAUAUUCCACGAUCGUGCCCUGGUUUCGGUUGAAUAAUUUGUGUGGCGAUCGAGUUGUAGCCUCUUAAGAGUUUAAAGCGCGCAUAUAUUGAUUAGCGACACCUAUCAUAUUCUCAAUAAUAUUCUCUAUUAUCUAUAUUAUGUUAUUACCCCAUAUAUUUUUCAGCCCAAUCAUUUUCUCCUACAACUUCAGCUAUAUAUGUUCACUUUGCCUCACAACCAUCUACUGCUGCUACUCUUGCUGCAUCCCUGCAUCCCCCCCCCCACAAACAAAAUCAUUUGAUUAUUUCUUUUCCUUUUUUUUUGUUUAAGUUGCUCAUGAUUCGUUUCUCCCAUUAACAGUACUUUUGAAAUACUUACAAUGUUGCAAUCGCAAUCCCUCCACUCUAAAAAAAACAUUAAAUGAUGAACUUAUUAUCUUUGCCUAUCUUAUUAUUUUUUAAAUUGUUAUUCCUUUCUGACAGUGCCAUCAAUUUUUCAUCGCAGCAUUGUAUCAGUGCUAUUCGCCUACUGUAUUAGGGCUCACCAAACAAACAAUACACACAAGGCAUUUGAA